Molecule: messenger RNA, 1375 nt
Organism: Daphnia carinata
Lineage: Eukaryota; Metazoa; Arthropoda; Branchiopoda; Diplostraca; Daphniidae
Product: beta-1,3-galactosyltransferase 5-like
Exons: 4
Coding region: 71-1375 (434 amino acids)
Cellular component (GO): membrane
Molecular function (GO): hexosyltransferase activity
Source: RefSeq, a predicted model, not a curated record
UGGUCACUUGAUGCAUCUUGUUCAAGAAAAAACAAAAAUUUCAAUGUGAAAAAAAACUUAUUUUAAGUUAAUGGAUACCAAAUUUCCUUUCGGAAAGGCAGUAUUGUUGUUGGCAACAGCAGCUUUUGUUAUUUACAUGAUUUACUUUAUCCAACAGGCCGACAUCUCUUCCCAACAGAUUGGACGUCUGCCGAAAACAAUUCGUUGUGAAAAUAAACCACUUGAAGAAGCAUUGGACACGUCGCUACAAUCAAAACAAACUUCAGAGGAGAAUGUUAGUGUACGACAAUUAAAUGUGACUAUUAAGCGUGACUUUUUUAAUUACAUGGCUGCAUCGCUGCAUAAUACUCCGUAUCCUGGUGUGGAAAACUAUACCCAAUAUAUAGUGGCCCGUGAUGGAUUGUUACCAUUAACCAACAUCGUGAAACCUCUCAAACCUGAAUUAGGGACAGUGUUGAACGACGUCCUUUCUUUUCGAUAUCCACUUAGCAUUGAUCCCUGCCAAGAUGUGAAUCAAAGUGUUUUCAUAGCUACGGUUUCGGCACCUGGCAAUUUUGUCAAGCGAAAUAUGAUUCGACAAACAUGGAAAAAACAUUUACAAGCUGCUAACGAAGAUGGUCUGCUGGGAAUGGCUCGUUCUGGUUUUUUAGUGGGGAUGUCAAACGAUACUUUGAUACAAAACCAAAUCCAAGAAGAGAGUAAAACUUACGGUGACAUCAUUCAAGUAGAAAUACCUGAUUUUUACGAAAAUCUAUCGAUGAAAAUGGCUGCUUUUCUUAACUGGUUGUACAAAAACUGUGCCAAUGUGGACUUCGUUCUUAAAGUCGAUGACGAUGUUUACGUAAACGUACAUAAUCUAGCUCUAUUCAUUCAAUCGUAUCGUCAAUUCAAUCACAGUAUUUUUGGGGUUGCUAGUGUCCCCUUUACGCCUGACAGAGAUGGAAAAUGGAAAGUCACUUACCAAGAAUGGCCAUGGAACACUUAUCCCAGCUAUUUUGGUGGACCAGCUUAUUUACUGCAUGGAACUGCAAUUCUUCCUUUGUUAGCUGCUUGUCAAACGACCCCCAUGAUAUCAUUAGAGGAUCUCUACUGGACCGGCAUCUGUGCAGAGAAAGCUGACGUCAAUAUCAAUUUUUCUUCCAACUCAACAACAGUAUUUGGGGAACGUUUACCUGCUGUGCUCGACUCAUGCGAUAUACGUCGCCAUAUUGCAUGGCUGACAAAAUCCAUCGAUCAUAUGAACAUCUCUCACGUGACUACUGACGACUACUAUUACAAUCAUACCCAAUGCGUUAGAAAUGAUUCUAAUGGACGUGGAACAAUAGCAAGCGAACCUGCCAAGUUUUAUUUUGAUAUUUUACCAAAGAAUCGAUAA